Messenger RNA from Mus caroli (Ryukyu mouse), 4169 nucleotides. Lineage: Eukaryota; Metazoa; Chordata; Mammalia; Rodentia; Muridae. The record is from RefSeq and is a predicted model, not a curated record.
UCUGCAGACUCGCCGCGCCCCGGGCGCACGGCUAAACUUGCCGGUAGCGCAAUCGAGAAAGAGCCUCGGGUCCCGGGGCUCCCAGGCCCCGGCCGCCCGCAAGGUCUGGCUGCUCGGUGCCCGCGUUGAGUUUCGUUCUCCAGCGGUCAUAAAUAGCUCGGUGUUUGUAAACAAGCGCUGGGGGCACAUUCCCGGCGCUCGGCUCAUUGUUCCCUCCCUUCCUCCCUCACUUCGCGCGGCGGCUGGGGCUGAGGGCUGCCAGAGAGGAGGUGGGGACGUCCGGACUCAAAGUGACAAAAUGCAAGCAUUUCCUUUCCUCCGGCCCUACGUCCACUUCUGACAGCGGGGGGAGAAAAAAAAAAGAAAGAAAGAAAGACAGAAAAAACCCAAACCAAAAGAAAAAAAGAAAAGAAAACCUCUAAGCUGGGUCUGCAGAACGCCCGGGCGACCGCUACCCCACGUUCUCGGGACUCUUGAGCGGAACCUUUUCCAGUCCAGUUCCAGCUCCUCUUCUUGCUCUGGCUUUGACUUUUCUCCUCCGGGAGUCUAGCAGAGAAUCCAGUACUUUUGGCAUCACCCCCACCCCGAAAAAUACUGGCAGACCCCAAUAAUUUCGAGGAAAGUCUUGAAGUCUUUCAUGAGCGGAGCCCUGAGCGAAUUAACUCCGGCAUCUGCCUGCCCUACGUUUAUUCCCGAUUUAUUUCAAGAGUCCGCUUUGGGAAGAGAGGCUGGAAGGGGACGUAAAGCCGGCGGGUUGGGAGCUGCAGCCUGUAUUUGUGUGCAUGUGCUCUGGGUGUGUGGUGUUAGUGCCUGGGCGUGCGAAUUUGUGGAGUGUCUUUCUGCCUCUCCAGUGCGGCCAGAGCUCGCUUCGCGCACCCACCCCUGCCGAGGAGCCUACUUGCUGCAGCCCAAUGCAUUGUGUAAGACGCGACCUGUUAUGGCCACCACUACUUCCGGGUUCUAGCAUUCUGGUCGGAAUCCACCUCUCCGCCUGUGCAACACACACUUUACACACGCACGGCGACUGCAAGCGGGCAGCAUCGAUCGUGGCUCCUUUAAGACAAACUCAGACAGACAUUUUUUUAACCCUCCUCUCUAAUCUCCCUUCAGUGCAGCAGUUGCAAAGAGGGAGAGAGAAAGAGAAAGAGAGCGAGAGAAGAGAGAAACUGAUUAGGAAUUAGGACUGAUUCAAGGAAAGCGGGCGCUAGGGCUUUGUGCAUUUGAAUAUUAACAUUUGAGGUGUUCUGACCAGAAGAAGACAGAGCGGACGAUCAUUCAUUCACCACGUUGACAACCUCGCCUGUGAUUGACAGCUGGAGUGGCAGAAAGCCAUGAGAUUUGGUAGUUGGGUCUGAGGGGCGCUCUUUUUUUUUUCUUUUUCUUUUCUUUUCUUUCUUUUUUUUUAACUGAUUUUUUUUGGGGGGGGAGAGAAGAUCUGCUUUUUUUUUCCCCUCCCACUGCUGUCUUGGUGGAACCAGAGCGCUUUUAUGCUCAGCGACGCGGGCGCCUUGCUUCAGGUCCGGUAGACCGAAGAUCUGGGACCAGUAAUUCACACUGCUGGAGACGCAAAGGGAUUUUUUUGUUAUUGUUGUGCUUUAUUUUUUUUUCCGGGGGAGUUUGCAUAUUUGUUUCUUUUCACACUGGCCUUAAAGAGGAUAUAUUAGAAGUUGAAGUAGGAAGGGAGCCAGAGAGGCCGAUGGCGCAAAGGUACGACGACCUACCCCAUUAUGGGGGCAUGGAUGGAGUAGGCAUCCCCUCCACGAUGUAUGGGGACCCGCAUGCAGCCAGGUCCAUGCAGCCGGUCCACCACCUGAACCACGGGCCUCCUCUGCACUCUCAUCAAUACCCGCACACAGCUCAUACCAACGCCAUGGCCCCCAGCAUGGGUUCCUCGGUCAAUGACGCUUUAAAGAGAGAUAAAGAUGCCAUUUAUGGACACCCCCUCUUCCCUCUCUUAGCACUGAUUUUUGAGAAAUGUGAAUUAGCUACUUGUACCCCCCGCGAGCCGGGGGUGGCGGGCGGGGACGUCUGCUCGUCAGAGUCAUUCAAUGAAGAUAUAGCGGUGUUCGCCAAACAGAUUCGCGCAGAAAAGCCUCUAUUCUCUUCUAAUCCAGAACUGGAUAACUUGAUGAUUCAAGCCAUACAAGUGUUAAGGUUUCAUCUGUUGGAAUUAGAGAAGGUACACGAAUUAUGUGACAAUUUCUGCCACCGGUAUAUUAGCUGUUUGAAAGGGAAAAUGCCUAUCGAUUUGGUGAUAGAUGAUAGAGAAGGAGGAUCAAAAUCAGACAGUGAAGAUGUAACAAGAUCAGCAAAUCUAACUGACCAGCCCUCUUGGAAUAGAGACCAUGAUGACACGGCAUCCACUCGUUCAGGAGGAACCCCGGGCCCUUCCAGCGGUGGCCAUACUUCACACAGUGGGGAUAACAGCAGUGAGCAAGGUGAUGGCUUGGACAACAGUGUAGCUUCCCCCAGCACAGGUGACGAUGAUGACCCUGAUAAGGACAAAAAGCGUCACAAAAAGCGUGGCAUCUUUCCCAAAGUAGCCACCAAUAUCAUGAGGGCGUGGCUGUUCCAGCAUCUAACACACCCUUACCCUUCUGAAGAACAGAAAAAGCAGUUGGCACAAGAUACAGGACUCACCAUCCUUCAAGUGAACAAUUGGUUUAUUAAUGCCCGGAGAAGAAUAGUGCAGCCCAUGAUAGACCAGUCCAACCGAGCAGUCAGCCAAGGGACACCUUAUAACCCUGAUGGACAGCCAAUGGGAGGUUUUGUAAUGGACGGUCAGCAGCACAUGGGCAUCAGAGCACCAGGACCUAUGAGUGGAAUGGGCAUGAAUAUGGGCAUGGAGGGGCAGUGGCACUACAUGUAACCUUCAUCUAGUUAACCAAUCGAAAGCCAGGGGGAAGGCUGCAAAGUAUGCCAGGGGAGUAUGUAGCCCGGGGUGGUCCAAUGGGUGUGAGUAUGGGACAGCCGAGUUAUACCCAAGCCCAGAUGCCCCCCCAUCCUGCUCCGCUGCGUCAUGGGCCCCCCAUGCAUACGUACAUUCCUGGACACCCUCACCACCCCGCAGUGAUGAUGCAUGGAGGACAGCCCCACCCUGGAAUGCCAAUGUCAGCGUCAAGCCCCUCGGUUCUUAACACGGGAGACCCGACAAUGAGUGGACAAGUCAUGGACAUUCACGCUCAGUAGCUUAAGGGAGUAUGCGUUGUCUGCAAUGGUGACUGAUCUCGAAUCAGGCCUUUUCCUGCAAGGACUAUGGAGUUCCAUUCUUGACAUCUACUGUGGACCAAGGAGCAUCCCUAGUUCUUCAUAGGGACUCUUAAAAUGCAGGAGAACCAUCCGAAGUCAACUCGGGGGACAUGCAAAAAUAACUAUAUAAGACAUUAAAAGAACAAAGAGUGAAAUAUUGUAAAUGCUAUUAUACUGUUAUCCAUAUUACGUUGUUUCUUAUAGAUUUUUUAAAAAAAAUGUGAAAUUUUUCCACACUAUGUGUGUUGUUUCCAUAGCUGUUCACUUCCUCCAGAAGCCUCCUUACAUUAAAAAGCCUUACAGUUAUCCUGCAAGGGACAGGAAGGUCUGAUUUGCAGGAUUUUUAGAGCAUUAAAAUAACUAUCAGGCAGAAGAAUCUUUCUUCUUGCCUAGGAUUUCAGCCAUGUGCGUGCGCUCUCUCUCUCUCUCUCUCUCUCUCUCUCUCUCUCUCUCUCUCUCUCUCUCUCUCUCUCUCUNCUCCUCUCUCUCCCUCUUUCUAGCCUGGGGCUUGAAUUUGCAUGUCUAAUUCAUUUACUCACCAUAUUUGAAUUGGCCUGAACAGAUGUAAAUCGGGAAGGAUGGGAAAAACUGCAGUCACCAACAAUGAUUAAUCAGCUGUUGCAGGCAGUGUCUUAAGGAGACUGGUAGGAGGAGGCAUGGAAACCCAAAGGCCGUGUGUGUUUAGAAGCCUAACUGUCACAUCAAGCAUCAUCGUCCCCAUGCAACAACAACCAUCACCUUAUACAUCACUUCCUGUUUUAUGCAGCUCAAAAAACAUAGACUGAAGAUUUAUUUUUAAUAUGUUGACUUUGUUUCUCAGCAAAGCAUUGGUCAUGUGUGUAUUUUUCCAUAGUCCCACCUUGGAGCAUUUAUGUAGACAUUGUAAAUAAAUUUUGUGCAAAAAGGACUGGAAAGAUGAA